CGCCGCGGAAGGCACCCAGCCGGGGAAGCGCCUAGCUCUUCUUUUCGUGCACGGAGUAGAGCAAGCGAAGCGGUUGUCCCAGGCUUCGAGUGUGUCGGCGAUCUCUCUCUGGUCGUUGUGAGGUGCUGCUUCUAGCUGAGCCAUGGAGACGAUGCAAGAGCUGAUCCCCUUUGCGAAAGAGAUGCUGAGCCAGAAGCCCAACCGGAAGAUGGUCAAGCUGUACAUGAUGGGGAGCAUGCUGGCCUUCUUUGGGGUGGUCAUCGGCCUGGUGGAGACAGUUUGCAGCCCUUUCGCCUCUGGAGGGAGUCAAGAGGAACAGGAGGAAGAAGAGAAGAGACCAGUUUCCCCACAGACCAAAGAGGAGGUUGUUCCUCAGAAACAGGAGGGGGCAACGUUGGAAAAGAGCAAACAGGCCUUGGCACUGAGGAAUUCAGUGAACAGGCAGCAUGCUUCCUAAGAAAACUGUCUCACGUCAUCGCGAACACAGUGCCUUGCAAUGCACAGGUGUGGACUCUGGAAGGCCAGAGAGCUUCUUCUGUAUGUGGGCCAACACAAAAGGACUCUCUACAAAAAAGGACUUGUUCUAUCUUGCUGCUAUGCAGCAGUCAACUCCACAGCCCUUUGACUCUUAUGUACCUGUUCUAUUGGUAUGAAUAUGUGAAGCUUGUAGCCUCCUGUACCUACCUAUGUGUAGGAUUAUUUUUUAUUGCAGCUAUAUAUGUAUUUUACAGAUAUUUUUCAUUUUAAAUAAACUAUUUUAUACCUGA
Varanus komodoensis (Komodo dragon) is the source of this 767-nucleotide messenger RNA. RefSeq names its product G0/G1 switch 2 (gene G0S2). Lineage: Eukaryota; Metazoa; Chordata; Lepidosauria; Squamata; Varanidae. The record is from RefSeq and is a predicted model, not a curated record. The transcript is spliced from 2 exons. Gene Ontology annotation, biological process: positive regulation of extrinsic apoptotic signaling pathway. Bases 143 to 457 code for a protein of 104 amino acids. Gene Ontology annotation, cellular component: mitochondrion.